AUGGCUUGCAUAGCUCGCAGGUCAGACUGCGAUUCUCCUGGAUUUCCUGUCGAGUCCGUCAACACCACCUAUCCCACUCAACAGCAAUGCAUGGAUGCUCGAUAUGCAAGUCAUUGUGCGGCUCCUUGCAUCAUUCGGAUGUCUGUAAUCGUGAUGAGUAUUGUAGCUUCAGCAGUCGAUCACCUUUCGCAUUCUGCUGCAGUCGAUCUGACAAAAACUCUAUUCAAUCCUAUGUAA
This is a messenger RNA of Cooperia oncophora, 237 nucleotides long. The record is from the annotation of a GenBank genome assembly. Lineage: Eukaryota; Metazoa; Nematoda; Chromadorea; Rhabditida; Trichostrongylidae.